This is a messenger RNA of Podospora anserina S mat+, 1734 nucleotides long. RefSeq lists its product as uncharacterized. Gene Ontology annotation, cellular component: membrane. The record is from RefSeq and is a predicted model, not a curated record. Gene Ontology annotation, biological process: carbohydrate transport; transmembrane transport. Gene Ontology annotation, molecular function: carbohydrate:proton symporter activity. The coding region runs from base 1 to 1734 and encodes 577 amino acids. NCBI's taxonomy places the organism in Eukaryota, Fungi, Ascomycota, Sordariomycetes, Sordariales, Podosporaceae. The transcript has 2 exons.
AUGGCGCCACCAAAGUUCAUGGGCCUCUCUGGGAGGCCGUUAUCCAUGAUGGUAUCAGCUGUUGCGACGACGGGGUUCCUCCUCUUCGGUUACGACCAAGGUGUGAUGAGUGGUAUCAUCACGGCCCCAGCUUUCAACAAAAUGUUUCCAGAAACAAAAGACAACUCGACAAUGCAAGGAUUUGUGACGGCCAUCUACGAGAUCGGAUGUCUGGCGGGCGCCAUGUUUAUGCUUUGGGCUGGUGAUCUGCUCGGCAGACGACGAGGCAUCAUUACGGGCGCCAGCAUCAUGUUGAUUGGCGUUAUCAUUCAGGUUGCGACGGUCAAGGAUAAGAACCCGCUGGCUCAGCUCAUCGUUGGUCGCGUUGUCAUGGGCGUUGGAAACGGCAUGAACACCUCGACAAUUCCCACUUACCAGGCUGAAUGCAGUAAGACGUCCAAUCGAGGACUUUUGAUCUGUAUCGAAGGUGGUGUCAUCGCUUUCGGUACACUGAUCGCCUACUGGCUCGACUACGGUGCUUCCUACGGGCCCGAUGACCUUGUCUGGCGUUUCCCUAUUGCCUUCCAGGUCAUCUUCGCCGUGCUCAUCAUCUUCCCCAUGAUGUUCCUUCCCGAGUCGCCGAGAUGGCUUCUGAGCCACCAGCGCGAGGCGGAAGCUGACCGCGUCAUCGCCGCCAUCCGUGGUUACGAAGAGGGAAGCCCCGAGGCUGUGCUCGAGCGCAACCUCAUUGUCGAUUCUCUCCGUGCCUCUGGUGGUUAUGGCCAGAAGAGCACUCCCGUCAAGGCUCUCUUCACGCACGGUAAAACGCAGCACUUCCGCCGCAUGCUGCUCGGUUCCUCGGCCCAGUUCUUCCAGCAGGUCGGCGGCUGUAACGCAGUCAUUUACUAUUUCCCCAUCCUGUUCGAGGAGUCCAUCGGCACCGAUCACAACAUGUCACUCCUCCUGGGCGGUGUCAACAUGAUCGUUUAUUCCAUCUUCGCCACCACUUCCUGGUUCAUCGUCGAGCGCGUCGGCCGGAGAAAGAUGUUCCUCAUCGGCAGUUUGGGACAGUCCCUUUCCAUGGUCAUCACGUUCGCCUGCCUCAUUGACGGCAAGGAAAUGACUGCUCGCGGCGCUGCUGUGGGCUUGUUUACCUACAUUGCCUUCUUCGGCGCCACCUGGCUCCCCUUGCCCUGGCUCUACCCUGCCGAAGUCAACCCCAUCAAGACCAGAGCCAAAGCCAACGCUGUCUCCACCUGUGUCAACUGGCUGUUCAACUUUGUCAUUGUCAUGGUUACGCCUAUCAUGAUCUCCAACAUUGGCUGGGGAACCUACCUCUUCUUUGCGGCAACAAACGCUUGCUUCAUCCCGGUCAUUUACUUCUUCUACCCUGAGACAGCAAAGAGAUCUCUCGAAGAGAUCGACAUCAUCUUUGCCAAGGGCCACGCAGAGAAGAUGAGCUAUGUCCGGGCUGCGAAGGAGCUGCCGCAUUUACAGCCAGAGGAGAUUGAAGGGUACGCGAGAAAGUAUGGUCUUGUUGGGCACGGCGAGAGCGAUAGCUCGACUGAGGUUGGAACUAUUGGUGAUGAGAGGAGGGAUGUGGAGAAGAAUUUCAGUGGGCAGAGCGGGAAUAUGACGAAUAGCAGUGAUGAGGGGUUGCCUGGCAGAGGGCCGGGUCCGUCGGUUGUUGAUGAGGGGGGUGUGGAAAGUGGUUUUGGGGAUGGAGUUAACGCGAGUAGGAAGGCUGAUAAUUAG